Messenger RNA from Quercus lobata, 564 nucleotides. RefSeq lists its product as uncharacterized. The transcript has 3 exons. The record is from RefSeq and is a predicted model, not a curated record. Lineage: Eukaryota; Viridiplantae; Streptophyta; Magnoliopsida; Fagales; Fagaceae. The coding region runs from base 17 to 337 and encodes 106 amino acids.
CCUCUAUUUAAAUGCUAUGCCACAUGCCCUGUGUUCCAUCACCAAAGUUUGCUUCUCCUAUUUCAAUUUGUUUGAAAACAUGACGCAGAAAAUAUUUCUCAGGUUUUUGGUGCUCUUCUUGGCUUUCACUUUCGUUGUCUCAACUGUUGCUCGAAGCAUAAAGACAAACAAGGAAGAUCCAUCUGCACAUGCAGUUCAAGAUCUACAGGCUCAGGAUCUGAGGGAUGGCGAGGAACUUUUUGAUGUAGAGGGCAGAAUAUUGGAGUUUGAAACCGCAGACUACAAGGGCCCAGGAGCAAAUCCAGGCCACGACCCAAAAACUCCUGGAAAGCCUUAAGUCCGAAUUUUAGAUAUUUUUGUGUAUAGAUCGAAGUUUCGAGGGUUUGGAUCUAGAAAUGGGUUGGAUUUCCUUGCUACUGAGUGUGCUUGUUAUCCAUAAUCUUGAGUGUUGUUUGUCUUCUCUUGUUUACUGAAUCUUGGAAAGUGUGUGUGUGGUUUUAGGUUUGUGCAUAUAUAUUGUGUGACCUAGCUUGUGUAUAGUGUUUUCCUUCAAGAAAUAAAAUG